Messenger RNA from Synchytrium microbalum, 255 nucleotides. RefSeq lists its product as uncharacterized. The record is from RefSeq and is a predicted model, not a curated record. The coding region runs from base 1 to 255 and encodes 84 amino acids. The transcript has 3 exons. Lineage: Eukaryota; Fungi; Chytridiomycota; Chytridiomycetes; Synchytriales; Synchytriaceae. Gene Ontology annotation, biological process: regulation of actin filament-based process.
AUGGCGUCGGUCGACGAAGAAAUCUCGAAGCUGGUUGAAGAAAUCAAGAGACUCGGAAAGCCAGAUCCAAAAUACGACAACAAGAUCUCUGUCAAGUUCGGUAUAAUUGUCCUCGAUGAACGAGCCUCCAACAUCUUUGAAGCUCUCAACGGCACACUACGAGCAGCUAAAAAGAGGAAGGUGGUCGACUUUAAGGGAGAAAUGUUGCUUCAAGGCGCUCACAACGACGUCGAUAUCAUUCUACUUCAGCAAUAA